AGGUACUUCACAUGCUUGAGCACAUUUUGGCUCCUUUACCUCGGUGUUGUUACAUGUUCUUGAUAAUUUAUUAAACGAAAAACAAGAUGAAAACUAUACUCGUUCUCUGUUUGUGUCUGUCAGUAGUGUGGAGCGAACCUCCAGGAAUACCGUUUUGUGAGUUAAACUCUGCAGAAAUGGAAAGUUUCGCUUCAUGUAUAAGAACAAAUGCAGGUGCUUGGUACAUGAAUCACUGGGACAACUGUAAAGCUUCUCUUCUUCCUGGGGCUACGGACGCUGGAGUUCUACAUGAAAUCUGUAAAGAAGAAGAAACAGGUUUUAUGCUCGCCAUGUGCUUGGAUGUUCUACCAGAAGAAUUACAAGAAAAAGGAAUGCAAAUUAUCAACAAAUGUAUGAAAGAGGCAAAGGAGGCAUAAACUUCAAGAAGACAGGUAUUUGUUUACCAGAGAAUGAUGCCAUACAGGGAAGCCACAUUUUAAAUUCAUUUUAUGUUUCUCUGAAUCUACCUAUAACAGCAGUCAUCAAACGUAAACGCAUUAACGCUUAAAUGUUUAAUUGUUUAAUUAAGCUAAAACAUUUUAUUGAAUUGUUUUAUUUCUUAUGUUUCCGUGUGAAUGUUUGUAAUAAGGGAAACUUACGAUACUGUUUGGCUUUAAUAAAACUCUUUCUUCAUCAAA
This is a messenger RNA of Limulus polyphemus (Atlantic horseshoe crab), 677 nucleotides long. RefSeq lists its product as uncharacterized. Bases 87 to 416 code for a protein of 109 amino acids. The transcript has 6 exons. Lineage: Eukaryota; Metazoa; Arthropoda; Merostomata; Xiphosura; Limulidae. The record is from RefSeq and is a predicted model, not a curated record.